Paralichthys olivaceus (Japanese flounder) is the source of this 1173-nucleotide messenger RNA. The record is from RefSeq and is a predicted model, not a curated record. NCBI's taxonomy places the organism in Eukaryota, Metazoa, Chordata, Actinopteri, Pleuronectiformes, Paralichthyidae.
GAGCCGAACUCUCCUGCAGGCACCCCUCCUCACUCCCCACAUGGGAAUGGUUUAGACCGGGCCCCUACCUUAAGGAAAGAGCUGCCGGGCUCCUCGAGCACAGGAGAGGCCCCCUCCACCCCAAAUCCCCGCAGCCCCACCCCAGGCAAGGCCAAGGACCCUUCACAGAUGGAUAAGUCCCAGUCUCCACUGUCUAAGUCUGGCACCCCGUCCCCAUCCCACCGUGAGGCCCUUACCCCAGGAGCUCCUGGAGCUCCUGGUCCCAGCACCUCCUGCCUUCGUCUGGUCAGCAAAGCAGCCGCCAGUGCAGACCCUCUCGCUCUCCGCAGUCCCAUGUCUGUGCCCCCCGGUUCAUACCCAGCUCAUUUUGGCGUGGUGUCCCACGCAGGACUGAACGGGGAGCUGGCCAGCCCAGGAGGUUUUGGCGGGGCUCUAACUCUCUCACCACAAAUCAGUGCGGCAGCCAGUGCUUACUCCCGAAGCCCCAUGGUGGCGUAUGACUCUCGAUCUCACCUUAGAGCACCAGGGCUGCCCUCCUCUCUGCCUGGCUCCUCUGGAGGAAAGCCCGCCUACUCGUUCCAUGUGAGCGCAGACGGCCAGAUGCAGCCGGUGCCCUUUCCCCCCGACGCCUUGCUGGGUCCGGGAAUCCCUCGUCACGCACGUCAGAUCCACACCCUGAACCACGGGGAGGUGGUGUGCGCCGUCACCAUCAGCACCUCGACACGACACGUCUACACUGGAGGGAAGGGCUGCGUCAAGGUGUGGGACAUCAGCCAGCCGGGCAGCAAGAGCCCCAUGGCCCAGCUGGACUGUCUGAACAGAGACAACUACAUCCGCUCCUGUAAAAUCCUCCCCGAUGGGCGAACACUGAUCGUCGGCGGGGAGGCCAGCACGCUGUCCAUCUGGGAUUUGGCCACACCAACCCCCCGCAUCAAGGCGGAGCUAACGUCGUCCGCCCCCGCCUGCUACGCUCUGGCCAUUUCCCCUGACAACAAAGUCUGCUUCUCCUGCUGCAGCGACGGCAACAUCGUCGUCUGGGACCUUCACAACCAGACGCUGGUCAGGCAGUUCCAGGGCCACACAGACGGAGCGAGCUGCAUCGACAUCUCCAACGAUGGCACCAAGCUGUGGACGGGGGGACUGGACAACACGGUGCGCUGCUGGGACCUCCGA